AUGGAAGUUAUGGCUCAAUGGGAAUAUCACAAUCCUCCAAAUGAUAUAGAUGCCGAAGAUAUAUUAAAAGUACUAGCUCUGUCUCAAAAACGUAUCGCCACGCUAAAUCUUGGAUAUUCGAAUCUACCGUUGUCAGGUUAUCAGAAGCCGGGUGAGAAAAAUACAAUGUUUGAUCCAAGACUUCCAGCAGCUUUAUACAUAGCCAAAAUGUCUCAGCAUAUAGAAGAACAGCAAUCUGAUUUGCUUGAUGUUGAUUUUAAACUUCAGUUUUCUUGGAAGGACUGGACAGAUUUUGAUAAACGUCUUUUGCCCAGUGAGGAGUACCUUCAAUGGCAUGAAGGUUAUCCGAUUCAGGAUUGUGAACAGUUUGUUUCUGAAACUGGUUUCAGUGUGUCACCAAACUGUGUGGAUUUGUCCCCAUCAGAGAUUAAACAUCUGUUCAACCCAAUGUAUCCGAGAUUCAAAAUGACCAGACCGGCAGAUCCCCGAAUCGCUAGAGACGCAAGAGUCUUAAUUGCCAGUACUUUCCUUUAUCACUCGUUCGAUGCUCCCGAACGUAUUCUUUUUGUGGAUUCGGGUAGAGAUAGUGUCGUUUCUAUUAGAACUACUGACUCCACCAAUAGAAUGUCUCUCCUUAAACAAAUGUCUUACGAAUAUCUCAACAUGGAUAGUACAGUAUCCGAAACUGCCGGGAUAUCUCUCUCAGAACAGGUUGGCAGACUAUUUAGCGAUUUAGAGAAAUGCAAGCUGGUUAGUGAAGCGGAUGAAUUAGAUGAAUUUAGAAUCAUUAAAAUAUCCGACGAAAAGCUGAAUCAGCCGAUAGAAUUACCUCGUGCGACUUUCGAUUGGGAGAAAGAUACCUCGAAGUUACAGGCAUCCAUAGAUGAAAAUCUUUCCCAGUUUGAAGAAUCGUGCAAAAAGACACCCAAUGCUCCAGAAUGUGACCCUGAUAAAGCUGUCGGUAUAAAGAUGACUCACCAUAUAAAAGAUGCUCUAGUUAAGUACGGCAAUAACAAAUUCCCAAAGCACUUUCAUGAGGCCGGAUAUACGCCUAAAGGAAAUGAUAAUGGUGCACAUUUCGACUGGAGAUUUAUUGGAAGCAGGGCACUUUCGGAGUAUGAGUCGACCUCUGGCCUUCAUAAACUUAUGAGAUCCUGGUUGCGUAUGACAAGAAUUCUCGGAGUUGAUACAUGGAUUGCGCAUGGUUCUUUACUCGGCUUUUAUUUCAACGGUCUCAUUCUUAACUGGGAUUUUGACCACGAUGUUCAAGUGACAGAGGAAUCUUUGAUUCUCUUGGGUAGAGACUUUAAUCAGAGUCUUGUCGUUGACAUCAGCCCCGGUAGCUCUGAUCAGCCGCAACUUUCUGAUAUGGGUACUGGGGAGUUUUUCAUAGAUGUUGGUUCUAGUAUAUAUCACCGUGAAAAGGGUAAUGGUAACAAUGCCAUUGAUGCUAGGUUCAUAGAUAUUCAUACCGGUAUGUUCAUCGAUAUUACCGCUUUGGCAAUUACCAAGAGCAAACCUUCCUCAAAAAGUAUGGGCAAUAAUUUAAGCAAAGAGUACGCCAAGUUCCUAAUUCAGAACAAAUUGACGACCAACGAUUACGGUGAUUUUUUAUCAGAUAGAAACAAUCAUCACUAUUCGAUGAACGAAAUUUCACCUUUAAUUCCAACUCUCUUUGAGGGUGAACAAGUCUUCAUUCGUCAAGGAAUAAUGAAUAUACUUAGUAGAGAGUAUAUGAAUUACAAGAAAAAUACGGGCUUUCAGGGCCAUACUUGGAGAACACGUUAUAGAAGUUGGAUUUCUGAUGAAAUCUGCAACCAUCUCGAUCACGAAGGAAACAGUUGUAGCACUAACCCAGAAGUGCUGUUGGAUGACCGCUUUCAACGAAACUAUAUCAGUUUGCAUAUGAAGGAAAAACAAAUCCUUGAUCAAGCAGAUCAUGAGGAGAUUCGAAGAGAGCCGGCAACAAUAAAAGCAUAUCCAGAAGUUUUAAGACCUGAUGCCGUUCUCAUGAAGAUAGCUAAAGAAAGAUUGCACUGA
Brettanomyces nanus is the source of this 2040-nucleotide messenger RNA. RefSeq lists its product as uncharacterized. Bases 1 to 2040 code for a protein of 679 amino acids. The transcript has a single exon. The record is from RefSeq and is a predicted model, not a curated record. Lineage: Eukaryota; Fungi; Ascomycota; Pichiomycetes; Pichiales; Pichiaceae.